AUGAAGAAGAAAGAUGAAAAACGGCGACGGAGGAGAGCAGCGGAUAGAAUAAGCAGUUUACCAGACGAUGUUCUUUGCCACAUUCUCUCUUUUGUCUCCACCCAAGAGGCCGUUGCCACAAGCGUUUUGUCCAAGAGAUGGACUCAUCUUUGGCGCUCUAUAGACAAUAUCGAUUUCAAAUACAUUGAAAUUGAUAGCAUUAAAUCGUAUUCCAAAUUUAACAACUCUAUUAACUCCGUUUUGAUCUCUCGAGAUGCUAUCGGCGGUGGUUCUCAUUCCAUCAACCGUUUUAGCCUCGACAUUGAAUAUAGACUCAAGUAUCUGUGUCUCCGUCUCCAUGUUGAGUUUGUCGAUCCCAUUUAUCCUGGUAAUGAUGAUGAUGAUGGUGAGGAUGAGGAUGAGGAUGAGGAGGACGACGAUGAUUAUAAUGAUAAUGAUGAUGCUGAUGUUGAUAAUAAUGAUGUUGAUAAUAAUGUUGUUGUUAAUGUUGAUCACCGCUUACCUAAAUUGCCCAUUGGCAUCUUCACGUGUAAAACCCUUGUUAGUCUCAACCUCAAUUGGUUCUCUGUCAAAGGUUUUUCUUUUUCUUCAAUUGGAUUUGGAUUUCCAUCACUCAAAACCCUUUGGUUGAGUGAUAUUCACUUCGCUCAAGAUCGAGAUUUUAUCUUGCUUCUACUUGGAUGUCCAGUUCCCGAGGAUCUAGGAUUAUUCCGUAUAAAGUUGCAUUAUGAUGAGGAGGACUCUCUUGCCAUUCAACAGUUUAAAAGCUUAAGAUUACCCAAAUUGAUUAGAGCAGAUAUUACUCAUUUUGUGUGUUACUAUUUUCCGCUGAAAGUACUUUCUACUUCUGAGUCUCUGUGCUUAGAUAUAUUCAAGUUGUACACAAAAAACAGAAAAGUCUACCAGCUUUGGCAGGCGGUAAUUUCCACAGAGAAAUCUUGCUAA
Messenger RNA from Medicago truncatula (barrel medic), 945 nucleotides. Its product is annotated as F-box/FBD/LRR-repeat protein At1g16930. The record is from RefSeq and is a predicted model, not a curated record. The transcript is spliced from 3 exons. Gene Ontology annotation, molecular function: protein binding. NCBI's taxonomy places the organism in Eukaryota, Viridiplantae, Streptophyta, Magnoliopsida, Fabales, Fabaceae. Bases 1 to 945 code for a protein of 314 amino acids.